This is a messenger RNA of Encephalitozoon cuniculi GB-M1, 981 nucleotides long. RefSeq lists its product as uncharacterized. Gene Ontology annotation, cellular component: cytosol; preribosome, small subunit precursor. Lineage: Eukaryota; Fungi; Microsporidia; Unikaryonidae. The record is from RefSeq and is marked provisional. The transcript has a single exon. The coding region runs from base 1 to 981 and encodes 326 amino acids. Gene Ontology annotation, molecular function: ATP binding; protein serine/threonine kinase activity. Gene Ontology annotation, biological process: maturation of SSU-rRNA; protein phosphorylation.
AUGAAACUUGUGACUGAUGGAGUCUGGUCUCUGUCCAGAAUGCACUUGAGGAUACUGAGAACUGCAGAGGAAUGCAUGAGGUCCCACGCGAUUGUUCCCUUCGAUGUACUGAAAAGCAGAUCUCGAAUAAAAGGAAAUUUCAUGGAACAUGCAAUAGACCUAUGCAAGCUCAAGUUUCUCUCCUAUGUGGAGAACGGGUACAAGCUAACGUAUUCUGGACAUGACUGCCUUGCAAUCAAUACGUUAAGGCAGCGUGGGCUUGAGGCGAUGGGGGAAAAGGUGGGUGUUGGAAAGGAGUCCGAUAUCUAUCUAGGUGUGUAUGGCGGCAGAGAGUCCAUACUGAAGUUCCAUAGGCUUGGGAGAAUCAGCUUCAGAAAUGUUCGGAGGAACAGGAGAUAUGGCGGAGAGGGGACAGACUGGCUUGAAUUGUCGAGAAUAUCUUGCCAAAGAGAAGUCAUGUAUCUCGAGAAGUUCAAGGACAUGGAUGUUCCCGCAGUCUUCGACCAUGACAGACAUGUUGUUGUGCAGGAGUUUCUCGACUAUCUCCCCCUGUACAAGACAAGAGUAUCAAAUGUAAGGACGAUUUGCUACCUUAUGAUAGGAUUUAUUAAGGACCUGUGGAAGAGGGGGUAUGUGCACGGAGAUUUCAAUGAGUUCAAUGUUCUGGUGAAGGACGACAUAAAGGUCAUAGACUUUCCCCAGUGCAUCCAGAGCAGUGACGAGAGAGCGGUUUACUAUCUCAGGAGGGACCUCGAGUGUGUUCUGGCCUAUUUCAGGAAGAAGUAUGGAUAUGAGCCUGAGGACGGGUGUUCCAGGUUUAUGGAUGAGCUUGGGGUUGGGGACAGGUCUCAUGGACCGCAUAAGCCGGGUGUUGAAGACCUGUCUGCCUGCUCGACUGCUGAGAGUGGUGUUCAGAAGGAGAUGGAGCUGCUGGGAUUAAGAGUAGACGAUGUUUCUGCCUUGGAUGGCCGGAGUGCUUGA